AUGGGCUCUAUUGAAUCGACAAAGAUUCGAGAAAUCGAAACACGGUUAUUCAUUAAUGGAGAGUUCGUGGAAUCGUCCGACAACCGCACGUUCGACUUGAUAUCGCCGACGACAAAUGAAAAGUUUGCCGAAGUCCACGAAGCGAGUGAAGAUGAUACAAACGCAGCAGUGGCAGCCGCAAAGGCAGCCUUCCCGGCGUGGUCUGCGCUCUCGCCACCUCAGAGAGGGGCCUACUUCAAGAAGUUGGCCGCCUUGAUUCUUGAAUCGCACGAGGAACUUGCUCAACUGGAAGCUAUGUCAAUGGGUCGUCCUGUCUCGGGCUAUUUUGAUUCCUAUGCAGCAGCGAUCACCUUCGAUUUCUUUGCUGAGAACGGCUAUCAGGCUCUAGGAACAACCAGUCUUAAUACCCCUGGUUAUGUCAACAUGACUGUUCGUCAGCCCUUCGGUGUUGUCGCUGCCAUUAUUCCUUGGAAUGUUCCGAUUUUGUUCCUCGCGGGCAAGUCUGCCCCUGCCUUGAUUGCGGGAAACACAGUGGUGAUCAAGAGUAGCGAAAAGGCGCCCUUAACUUCCGCCAAAAUUGCGACGCUUGUGGAAAAGGCCGGCUUUCCCCCGGGUGUGAUCAAUAUCAUUUCGGGACAUGGUCAAAUCUCAGGCUCCGUUCUAUCCCACCACAUGGAUGUCCGUGUGUUGAGCUUCACGGGAUCGGGAAGAACAGGGCGUUUGAUUCAGACUGCUGCUGCCGAAUCGAACAUGAAGAAUGUAGUUCUGGAACUUGGUGGAAAAUCCCCGGCGAUCAUUUUCCCCGACGCGGACAUCGAAAAGGCCGUUGAGGAAACGAAGCACAGUAUUCAGUGGAAUAGCGGUCAGGUGUGCAUGGCAAACUCGAGAAUCUAUGUCCAUGAAUCGAUUGCACCCACCUUCAUCGAGUUGUUCAACAAGCGAUUUGCCGCCGUUUCAAUCGGUGAUCCGCUUCUGCCCGACUCGAACCACGGACCACUGGCAGAUGAAGCGCAAUUCAAGCAGGUCAAGGCUUAUAUCGAAAAGGGGAAGGAAUCCGGUAAGAUGUCUCUGGGAGAAGAGACAAUCGAUCACAAUGGGUUCUUUAUCCCACCCACGGUGUUCCUGGAGACGCAAGAGGAUGCACAAGUGAUGAAAGAGGAGAUAUUUGGACCUGUGGUUAAUAUUAAUACCUUCUUGGAUGAAGAUGAUGUGGUUGCAAAAGCCAACGACACUGAGUUUGGUCUCUAUGCUGCAGUCUAUACCAAGGACAUCAAUCGGGCCUUGAGAAUAGCCAAGAAACUGGAGUCUGGAACUGUCGGAGUUAACUGCACUAGCCCAACUGCGGCUCACGAUAUGCCGUUCGGAGGGUAUAAGAGCAGUGGGCUCGGAAGGGAGGGAUGGACUGUUAGCCUGAACAACUUCCUUGAGACGAAGACCAUUCUGGUGAAGGUUGAAGAAGAUGCUUGA
This is a messenger RNA of Penicillium vulpinum, 1467 nucleotides long. Its product is annotated as aldehyde dehydrogenase family protein. The transcript has 4 exons. The record is from RefSeq and is a predicted model, not a curated record. NCBI's taxonomy places the organism in Eukaryota, Fungi, Ascomycota, Eurotiomycetes, Eurotiales, Aspergillaceae. Bases 1 to 1467 code for a protein of 488 amino acids. Gene Ontology annotation, molecular function: aldehyde dehydrogenase (NAD+) activity.